Messenger RNA from Colletotrichum acutatum, 1902 nucleotides. Its product is annotated as F-box domain-containing protein. Gene Ontology annotation, molecular function: protein binding. The coding region runs from base 1 to 1902 and encodes 633 amino acids. Lineage: Eukaryota; Fungi; Ascomycota; Sordariomycetes; Glomerellales; Glomerellaceae. Gene Ontology annotation, biological process: protein polyubiquitination. The transcript is spliced from 2 exons. The record is from RefSeq and is a predicted model, not a curated record.
AUGGUGUCGUCGGCGCCCCCUAAGAAGCUGGAAGAGCUUCCAGAUGAGAUCCUGCUGCGCGUUCUUUCCUUCCUAGAGCCCUACGACUUCCCCGGUCUGCAGCUCGUAUGCCGAAAGCUCCAGAAGAUUUCCCUCGACAACAAUCACUGGCGAUCUAGGACAUUUGACGAGUCGCCAUUUUCAGAGGCUUUACAGAGACGACGGCGCAUCACUUCUUUUGGCGACGACGACAUCACUGACUACCCUCUCUUCAGCAGCGCUGCGGUACAACUGAGUCAGGAAGAAGGUGGUGACACAGAACCUGACCCCCUCUUCUACGAUGAGGAGACACAGGAGCAGCGCAAGCUACAGCGGUACAAGGACAUGGCGAAUUGGGAUCCCUCGUUUCCGACAGAGCCGGUCUUUUGGUACAACGAAUACAUACAACGCUAUGCGCCGAUUGCGACAAGUUGGCUGCAGCAGCCCAAAAUCCGAGACGGGGCCGAGGAGGAUACGCUGGAUGUCCGAGGAAUGGCUCUGUACAGCCCGAGUCGAGGAACCGACGAAUUGCUCGUGGUGUCGCCGUUGGACGACGGCUCCAUGUGCUUGUGGGACGUGAAGGGGACAAGGGGUCAGAAGGGUGCCACCGUCGCGAAAAGCUCAGCGGGCAUCUUAUAUCUCGACGGACCACAGACAAUGGGCAGAUCUCGCAAGAUCGAUACUGGUGUGACGGAAUGCGUUAGCGUCGACAGCUUCUCCGACAAGGCCUUUGUCGCAGUACAGGGCCACCUGCUAGAGGUGGAUCUCAACCGUCUCGAGGUCGUUGGCGAACAAACAUUCGAAUGGUCCAUCACAGCCCUUUCUUCCGCCGCCCCAGGCUUGCCCUUGACCGUAGGAACCUCAUUGGGAAUCCAUCUCUACGACUAUAGGGCGCGAGUCAGGUCGCCGAGUGAGAUCAUCGACAGGAUAGACGUGUUAGCGGUCGACUCGACAAGCGGGUUCUUCCAACGUAGGCGAGGCAGCAUUUUCGACGAUCCGCUGCCGCCUUAUGCUCCUUUGUCACAGCCUACGCCCUUGAGCAUCUUACACCUGCCCAAUGCUUGCGAUGAGUUCUCCUUCUCAGACGACAUCUAUGUUGCAGGGCGCUUCUCCAACAUCCUACACUACGAUAGACGCACAUUCCCUUCAAUCAUGGGUUCGAUUCAUUCGGGAGCUCGACUGGCUAGUCUCGCCUCUCUGCCGUACCCAUUCUCCACACUCGACAGCGAGACACGUCGUAGGAGCGACUUGUCCGUUGAACAAGUAUUGGAGUCGAAGACAAGGGAAGGAGGCCGGACUUUGAUCGCCGGUGGUGAGUACAACACCAAGGGUUCUCUGGAGUUAUACGGCUUGUGCCCACGGCCAGGAGGUUCGUCUGCAGAUCUCAUGCAGAACUCAACCAUGAAGAAUCGGCAGACAUCCUCCCAGUCCAAGAUUCUCUCCGUCGCCAACCAGGGUACUCGCAUCGUGUUCUCGGAUGGGUCGGGACUUCUCAAGUGGUUCGAGCGCGAUGGCUUCACUGAGGUGAGACGGCACAAGAUCGGACACAGCGAGGUGGAUGAACGUCCCUCUCUAUUCGCCUCUAUGCCUGGCUCUGAUGACCUCGCGAGGAAGAUUUUGUCGACGCAAACGCCUGGCGGACAAGAUAACGUUAACGAUGAUGACAUACUGUUCUGGACAGGCGAGAAGCUGGGACUCGUCAGCUUCUCCGGCAAGCCUGGGUUUACCGCAAGCGACUUUGAACAGCCAGAGCCUAAAUCGGAGGAAGAGGCAAGAGUAGGAGUGGCCGAGAAAGAGUAUGGCGAGAGGAUGAGGAUGGCUCUGGAGCGACAGGCCGACGACGUUCGUUUCGUGCGAGGCCUAGGACUGGGGCUAAUGGGGUAA